AUGGGUGAAAAGUUAAGCCAGGACAAAAUCGAGUACAACGACAAUCGGCUUGGCCCUGCGCAAGCCAUGUCAGAAGAAGAGUUUGCAAACGUCGAGAAGAAAUUGAAGCGCAAACUCGAUAUACGUCUUAUGACCAUGGUUUGGCUUAUCUUUGUGCUGAACUAUCUGGAUCGUAACAACAUCGCAGCGGCAAAAGUAGCGGGGAUUGCGAAGUCUCUACACAUCAACUCGACACAAUACGCGACAGCGGUUGCAAUCCUAUUCGUUGGCUAUGUGAUCAUGCAGAUCCCAUCCAACAUCUUCCUAACUCAGAUUCGACCUUCUUUGUAUCUCCCCUGCAUCAUGGCAGUUUGGGGAUUACUGUCACUGGCGACAGGCUUUGUGCACAACGCUGCUGGUCUAUACGCAACCCGCUUCUUCCUUGGUUUCGUCGAGGCGGCCUUUUACCCUGGUGCACUGUUCCUUCUCUCUUCAUGGUACACGCGAUCUGAGCUGGGUGUCAGAAGCGCCUUCUUGUUCUCGGGCAGUCAGCUGGGCAGCGCCUUCUCUGGACUCAUUGGUGCAGGUAUCCAAUCUGGAUUGGAUGGCGCCCGAGGCCUGGAAUCCUGGCGGUGGCUUUUCAUCAUCGAGGGUUCAAUUACAGUCUUUAUCGCACUACUUGCGGUUUUGGUCCUUCCCGAUUGGCCAUCCACCACUCGUUGGCUUACUGAGACCGAACGCGCUGUUGCCGAAUGGCGUCUUGUCAAGGACGCUGGCCAGGUCGACGAGGACGACGAAGAUUGGUCGUACGGAUUCAAAGCCGCCUUCCACGACUGGAGGCUUUACGUAUUCGCCUUUAUAUUCCUUUGCAUCCAGGUCGCUUCAGCAACAUCAAACUUCUUCCCGAGCGUUGUUCAGACUCUGGGUUUUAACCGCGUCAAUACCUUACUCCUCACGGUACCGCCGUACAUGUUGGCUCUCUUCGUUUCCAUCGCCAACAACUGGUCGGCAGAUCGACUGAAGAAUUCAUCUUUCCAUAUCAUGUGGCCGCUCGGGUUCGCUAUUCUAGGAUUCGUUAUCGCUGCCGCCUCGUUGAACACCGGUGUGCGCUACUUUGCGAUGAUCCUCAUGGUGGCUGGUGGUCAUGGUAGCAACGCGGUGUGCCUCGCUUGGACCCAGAAAACGAUGCUGCGUCCCCGUGUCAAACGCGCCGCCGCUGUUGCCUUCGUCAACGCGAUUGGAAAUACUAGUCAGGUCUGGACGUCCUACCUUUAUGCCGAUCACAGUGCUCCACGGUAUGUACUUGCCAUGAGCGUCAACUCAGUGUUCGCACUGGUUGCUAUUUUGACCGCUGGUGUGAUGCGCAUCGUUCUCCAAAGAGCAAACAAGCAGAUUGAGCGAGGCGAGAAGUCUGUCGCGCAGGCGAUGAAGGGAGAGGCUCGUGCUGAUAUUGCUGGUUUGACAGAGGCGGAGAACAGAGAGCGCAUGGAGAGCUUCCGAUACAUCACCUGA
This is a messenger RNA of Macroventuria anomochaeta, 1491 nucleotides long. RefSeq names its product MFS general substrate transporter. Bases 1 to 1491 code for a protein of 496 amino acids. Gene Ontology annotation, cellular component: membrane. The record is from RefSeq and is a predicted model, not a curated record. Lineage: Eukaryota; Fungi; Ascomycota; Dothideomycetes; Pleosporales; Didymellaceae. Gene Ontology annotation, biological process: transmembrane transport. Gene Ontology annotation, molecular function: transmembrane transporter activity. The transcript is spliced from 4 exons.